CCCGCCGCCCCCGCCGCCCCCCGCGACCACGAACGGCCGGCCGCAGCCCCCAGGCCGGCGGGCCCGCGGCCGCUGCCCGUGCUGGGCUCGCUGCACCUGCUGGGGCAGCACGCGACGCCCUUCGAGGCGUUCACGGCGCUGGCCAGGCAGUACGGCGACAUCUACCAGCUGACGCUGGGCGCCACGCCGUGCGUCGUCGUCAACAGCUACCCGCUCAUCAAGGAGGUCCUCAUCACCAAGGGCGCGCACUUCGGCGGCCGCCCCGACUUCAUCCGCUUCCACAAGCUCUUCGGCGGCGACCGCAACAACUCGCUGGCGCUGUGCGACUGGUCGGAGCUGCAGAAGACGCGGCGCAGCAUCGCCCGCAUCUACUGCUCGCCGCGCGCCGCCUCGGCCCACUACGACCGGCUGGAGCAGGCGUGCGCGCGCGAGGCGGCGGCGCUGCUGGCGCGCCUGGGGGCGGCGCUGCGGCCGCAGCCGCCCGCCCGGCCCGUGCACGUGAAGCCGCUGCUGCAGGCCGCCUGCGCCAACAUCUUCACCAGCUACAUGUGCUCCGCCUCCUUCGACUACGACGACCCCGGCUUCAAGAAGAUGGUGCGCACCUUCGACGAGAUCUUCUGGGAGAUCAACCAGGGCUACGCGGUGGACUUCAUGCCGUGGCUGGAGCCCGCCUACCGCGGCCACAUGCGCCGCAUCUCCGACUGGGCGGCCGAGAUCCGCCAGUUCAUCCUGUCGCGCAUCAUCGAGUCGCACCGGCGCUCCCUGGACCGCGCGCAGGGGCCGCGCGACUUCACCGACGCGCUGCUGCUCUACCUGGAGGAGGACCCGCUCCUCAACUGGGAGCACAUCAUCUUCGAGCUCGAGGACUUUCUCGGUGGUCACUCGGCCAUCGGCAACCUGCUGAUGCUGGCGCUGCGGGCCGUCGCGCAGCACCCCGAGGUGGGCGAGCGCAUCCGGCGCGAGGCGGACGCGGCCACGGGCGGCGCGCGGCUCGUGUCGCUCUUCGACAAGCCGGCCAUGCCCUUCACCGAGGCCACCAUCCUGGAGACGCUGCGCACCGCCUCGUCCCCCAUCGUGCCGCACGUCGCCACGCAGGACACGUCGGUGGCCGGCUACGCCGUCGACAAGGGCACCGUCGUCUUCCUCAACAACUACGAGCUGAACAGCGGCGAGACGUACUGGGCGCAGCCGGCCGCCUUCCGGCCCGAGCGCUUCCUGUCGGCCGACGGCGGCGCCGUCGUCAAGCCGGAGCACUUCAUCCCGUUCAGCACGGGCAAGCGCACGUGCAUCGGCCAGCGGCUCGUGCAGGGCUGCGCCUUCGUGCUGCUCGCCGCGCUCCUGCAGACGCACGACGUCGCGGCGCCGCCCUCCGGCGAGAUGCAGACGUUCCCGGCGUGCGUCGCCGUGCCGCCCGACACCUUCCCGCUCGUCUUCACGCCCCGCCAGCCCGCCGACUAGGCGC
Messenger RNA from Schistocerca cancellata (South American locust), 1462 nucleotides. It is a transcript of the gene spo, whose product is annotated as cytochrome P450 307a1. Lineage: Eukaryota; Metazoa; Arthropoda; Insecta; Orthoptera; Acrididae. The transcript is spliced from 5 exons. Gene Ontology annotation, molecular function: iron ion binding; monooxygenase activity; oxidoreductase activity, acting on paired donors, with incorporation or reduction of molecular oxygen. The record is from RefSeq and is a predicted model, not a curated record. The annotation marks the transcript as partial.